UUCUCUCUCAGUUUCUCUGUGGCUCUAUAACUCCUCAUGUUUUGUUCAGCUGAAGCUCAGGCAGCAGUGCGAGUGUCUCCACAGCCGUGGCUGACUGAAGGAGACUCAGUGACUCUGAUCUGUGAGGUUACAGGCUCCUCUACAGGCUGGACGUUCAGCUGGUUCAGAGAUGAUGAUCAUCUGUCAGACAGCAGCAGAGGAGCUGGAGGCUCUUACACUCUCAGUCCUGCUGCUCUACAGCACACAGGAGUUUAUACGUGCAGAGCAGAGAGAGGACGACCGGCCUAUUGCACAAACUACAGUAACACACAGCCACUGUGGAUCACUGGUGUUUCUCGUUCAGUGUCUCUGGUGGUCAGUCCCAGCAGAAGUCAACACUUCUCAUCUGACUCUCUCUCUCUGAGCUGUGAGGAUCAGAGUAACUCUGCUGGAUGGACAGUGAGAAGAUACACAGACAGAAACACUGAAGAUUGUUCAAAACAAACAGGAUCUACAUGUGGAAUCAUCUCUCUCAGCACAUCUGACACUGGAGUUUACUGGUGUCAGUCUGAAUCUGGAGAGAAACGUCAUCCUCUCAACAUCACUGUACAUGAUGGUGAUGUGAUUCUGGUGAGUUCUGUUGAUCCUGUGAUUGAGGGAGAUACUCUGACUCUACACUGUUUACAUCGAUCUACAAACUCCCCGAUCCUCACAGCUGAUUUCUAUAAAGACGGGUCACUCAUCCAGAAUCAGACGACAGGAGAGAUGAGCAUCACUACUGUCUCAAAGUCACAUGAGGGUUUCUACUACUGUAAAACAGAGAGAGGACAGUCACUCCACAGCUGGAUCUCAGUCAGAGCAUCACGUUCAGGUCAGAUUUUUGUCUUCAACAUCCUCAGUUUUCUUCUGGCAGCUUUUCCGUAUCUGCUGUCUACAGUCGUGCUGCUGUUCAAAUGCUACAGAGCAAGAGUUACAUCUGCUGAAGGCCAAAUUCAGUAUGCUGUAACAGAGUGAAGGAGUGGAAUCCCAGAUCAACUUCUGCUUCAAUAUAUAUCCUUUUGAGUGGUCAUUGAUCAAGUUAGUUAUUUAACCUCUUAGAUUUUAGUUGAUUUAAUAAAGUUAUAUAUUUAUAAUAUCUUAGUAGUUAGCUGAGUUUCUCUCUGAGAAACUGCACUCAUUAUCUGUAUGCUUUGGAAAAUACCUGAUAAGAGAACAAAUCUGAACCACUCAACCUUGAAGGAAUUGUGUACUCUCUAUG
Molecule: messenger RNA, 1237 nt
Organism: Labeo rohita (rohu)
Lineage: Eukaryota; Metazoa; Chordata; Actinopteri; Cypriniformes; Cyprinidae
Product: low affinity immunoglobulin gamma Fc region receptor II-like
Exons: 5
Coding region: 37-993 (318 amino acids)
Biological process (GO): cell surface receptor signaling pathway
Molecular function (GO): transmembrane signaling receptor activity
Source: RefSeq, a predicted model, not a curated record